GCCUGACCGAUCGGUCGAUAUUGAUCUAGUUGCGUAUUAUUUGUACAAGCAGCAACAUCGUGCGAUAGAGUUCAAGUUUAAUAAAUAAAAAAUAAAAUAAUUAAAAAUGCUGUUGUUAAAAUUUUAUACAAACAGGCUGCCUUUGGUAUUAAUAAUUUGCGAAUAGAUGCCCGCAUAACAACACACCCGAUUUUGGGUAGCCCCUGGCUAAUGGUUGCCACAAUUCUGUUGUACAACUUUUCAAUACUGAAAGUGGGACCCCGAUUCAUGAAGAACAGAAAACCGUACAAAGUUGAAGUCUAUAUGAAGAUUUACAAUAUUGUUCAGAUUCUCAUCAACGCAAUGGUAUUUUAUGAAUUUUUACGCUAUGCCGUUUUUGCGCCGGACUAUAGCUUAAAAUGUGAAGCAUACGAUCCGAACGAUAGAAGAGAGAGAACAAUGAAAUUGGUUCGACCGGUAGUACUGUAUUAUAUUUCGAAAAACUUGGAUAUCCUGGAUACCGUAUUCUUCCUUUUACGCAAGAAGUACAAUCAAAUUAGUUUCCUGCAUCUGUAUCAUCAUUCUAUAAUGAUUUUCGGUACAUACAUGUAUUUAUCACAGAUGUUUGCUUCGCAUGUAACAUCGACCGGCAUUUUGAAUUCGUUCAUUCACGUUGUCAUGUACACAUAUUAUUUGAUUGCUGCCACAAAACCGAAAAUCGAUCUAACUCCAUGGAAGAAGAUACUGACCAGUAUGCAGUUAAUUCAAUUUGUUUUGCUGGGAAUCCACUUCUCCUUGCCACUGAUGUUCUUUACCUGCCGCGUUACCGUCUUCUGGACAUGGGUUGCCUUCCUACAGAAUCUAUUCAUGAUUGCAAUGUUUUCGCAUUUCUACUAUCGCACUUACAUCCGUAAACCGCGAAAAGUCCAAUGAGCAAUACUCGAAGUACUAUCAGCUUAAAUUCCACAUUGGUUCAGUUUCAAACUAAAUAUAAAUUUAUAAAUAGGACUAAAAUGUUAUUGUCGUUUAAGAGUUAAUUUUUCGUAUUUUUCUAAUCUCUAAAGAAAUUAAAAUGUUAAUGUCAAUUGAAAACUACGCAUCAGAAAUGUAGUUGAAAAGAAAGAAAUUGAAAAUAAAUUUUCAAACCAAGCCUAAUUUUAUUAUUAUAUCAUUAUCAAAAAUAUAAUAUAAACAUUUUUAGCGAUGA
Musca domestica (house fly) is the source of this 1186-nucleotide messenger RNA. RefSeq names its product elongation of very long chain fatty acids protein AAEL008004. The coding region runs from base 211 to 912 and encodes 233 amino acids. Gene Ontology annotation, cellular component: endoplasmic reticulum membrane. NCBI's taxonomy places the organism in Eukaryota, Metazoa, Arthropoda, Insecta, Diptera, Muscidae. Gene Ontology annotation, biological process: sphingolipid biosynthetic process; fatty acid elongation, monounsaturated fatty acid; fatty acid elongation, saturated fatty acid. The record is from RefSeq and is a predicted model, not a curated record. The transcript is spliced from 4 exons. Gene Ontology annotation, molecular function: fatty acid elongase activity.